This is a messenger RNA of Schistocerca cancellata (South American locust), 2585 nucleotides long. Its product is annotated as mucin-5AC-like. The transcript has 8 exons. NCBI's taxonomy places the organism in Eukaryota, Metazoa, Arthropoda, Insecta, Orthoptera, Acrididae. The record is from RefSeq and is a predicted model, not a curated record. The coding region runs from base 27 to 2585 and encodes 852 amino acids.
CACCCGACCCAUUCGCGCCGCGACGCAUGGAGUUGGCAGGCGUCGUUGACGACGCGGCCGUCGACGGCGUCGCGGGCUCCAGCCUCGCCUGCCUGUUGGCGCCAGCUGACGAUGCCGAGACACCGUGGAGCAAGAGUGGCAGUUCAAGUUAUGGAGUAGGGGCCAACAGUGGGGCGGCCAAAGACACCAGCCAGUAUGACCGCAAACUCAGCGGCAGCUCGGGCUCCACGCCGGGCUCUGGCUACCGCAGCGGCAGCAGCACCGGCGGCGGCAGCGGCAGCGGCUACCACAGGGAUCUGUCCUCGGACCGCAAGUACGGCUCGCAGCUCGACUCGCCGGCUGUCCGCGACCACUCCUCUACCAGGACCGGCUCCUACUCUGACACCAAGUACGGCACCUACCCGCACAGGAGCAGGGCGGACGCCAGCCACGGACCCCCGGUGACGCUGCCGCCCACGCCGAGCAGCGGCCGGCGGUCACGUGACCCCAGCCCCAGCACCGAGGCGCCCGGCGGCGGCUCCACCCUGCCGCUGCAGCUGCAGCUGCGCAUGCUCUCGCACCGGCCCUCCUACUCGCGCUCUACGUCGCGGGAGUCCGCACCCACCUCCCCUUCCACUUCCAGUCCCGGCUCCAGCAGGUUCUCCAGCGCGACGCUGCCGCGCAGCCCGCACGCCGACAAACCGGCGCCCGUCUUCGGCAGGACCGACGACAGCGCCUCUACCGACCGCGAACGGACCUCUUCGUAUACGCCCUACUCUGCCAGGUCCAGGAAUGAGGAGCGCUCCCCGUACCUGUCGUCGCUGCUGUCCAGCAAAUCGGACGAGCGGCCCAGCAGGGCGGAGGAGCGGCCCUCCGGCUCGCCCUACCGCCCUACGCUGCUGGGCUCCUCCCCCUCUCUCGGCUCCACGUCUGGCAGGACACGCCCAGAGGAGCGCAGCCCCUACCGGACCUCCAACAGCACGGACUCUCGGGCACUCGGCCCCACCGCGUCCUACCUCAGCCACACCAACGGGCCUCUGCGCUCCAGGCUAGACAGCUCAACAGCGACCACCGCUUCACGAGAAGACAAGACUAACACCACGACCACCAACAAGGUGCAGGACGGAAAGGCGGACGAGGAGAGCUCCAGCGAAGAGGACGAGUCUGAGACGGAGGAGUCCGAGUCGGAGAGCAGCGAGGAGGAAGAGGACGCAAAGCAGAAGGCGGGCGGCGGCCAGGUGCGGCGCCGGCCCUCGCAGACGGUGUUCGUGACGGUGGUGUCGCGCGGCACGUCGCCCACGCCGCCCUCGGCCUCGCCGUCGCCCUUCCUGCGCAGCCGGCGCGCCGAGCUGGCCCGCGUGCUCGAGCGCACAGUGGCGCGCCCCAGCGCCGCCGCCCGGCCACGAACCCAGGACUGCGGCGUGCAGUCCGACCGCGGCGACGACACCUCGCGGACCUCGCGCUUCGCCGGCGCCUCGCGGCCCUCGCCCUGGACCUCCUACCUGGACAGGUACUCUUCCUCGCGUUACUCAUCGGGCAGUGGCUCCUCCCGCGUGGGCGGCUACUCGCUGACGUCAUCCUCCCCGCGGACGUCGGCCUCCCCCUCUUCGGACAGCCUGGCGUCCAACGCGACCAGCGCCGCCAAGUCGCCGAGCGCGCCAUCGGUUUCCGGUGACUCUGCAGAAGACUCAACCAAGGACAAGGACAAGGAUAAGGCCGCUGUGGCCUCGAGCGCCAGCGCACCCAGCACGCCAUCCUCCGAGGCGCCCUCCAAGGGCGUGACGCGGGCCAUCUCCUUCAAGAGCCUGCCCAGGACCAGGGCCUCCCCAGACUCCAAGGACGAGAGCGCCACGUCCAGCCCCAGCGGCAGCGCCACCGCCAGCGCCGCCGAGGCGGGGAAGCCGCCCGCGCUCAGCCGCGCCGCCUCCUCCAGGAACGUCUCCUCCAUCAUAGGUCGCCUCCAGAGGUCAGACUCGGACCUCUCGACGCGCUCGAAGUCGUCUUCAGCGGCAUCGCUCUCGGAGAAAUCACCAGCGCCACCGCCGGCCAGGCCGGAGGCGGGAGCGGAGGCGGCUGCGUCUGCCCCCAACUCACGGGCGGCCACGCCGCACGACUCCGAGUCUUCCCGCGCGUCUGCGCCGGCAGACGCGGCGGCCAUCAAGACUGCCCCUUCCGAGAUGCAGGCGCAGACGACCAGGACGCGCUCGCCGUCGGCGUCGGCGUCGUCGCUGACCGACGCCCCGCGCUCCAAGUCCGGCUCGGCUUCGUCGCUGUCCGACAAGGCGGACGCGGCCGGCAAGCCGCCCCGGGCGCCCUCUGCGAGCGCCGGAAGCUCUGCUGGGUCCGCCGCCUCCAAGCCGCCACCCUGUCCGCCGCCCGCAGACCUGGCGCGCUCCAAGUCCACGCUCUCGGCAACCUCGCUCGCCGACAGGCAGACUGGUGAGGGCUGCUUACUUUCUACUCACAACUCACUGGCCAGUUACUCCAUCUCCCCACUCUCACUGUCAUCUCGUUCACACCCCCACCAUAACCGCAACGUGGAAAUGUUGUCGGAGGCGUCGCCAAGAAGCCCUGGCAUCCCAGUUAUGGCUUUACAAUUGUCGUAA